Molecule: messenger RNA, 8261 nt
Organism: Bacillus rossius redtenbacheri
Lineage: Eukaryota; Metazoa; Arthropoda; Insecta; Phasmatodea; Bacillidae
Gene: ringer
Product: tubulin polymerization-promoting protein homolog
Exons: 4
Coding region: 5043-5693 (216 amino acids)
Biological process (GO): microtubule polymerization; positive regulation of protein polymerization; microtubule bundle formation
Cellular component (GO): microtubule
Molecular function (GO): tubulin binding
Source: RefSeq, a predicted model, not a curated record
CGUCAUUGUUGGCUUGCGCUGGAGGUCAUAGAAAACAACUGAACAACCACAAAGGAAGAUGAAUACACAAACACACAGAAAACAACCCAAAUUCAGCCAAUUUCAAAUGUUUGUGUAUUGACAACACAGAGAAUUCUGUGUAAGGAAUUAGAACAAUACCACAGCCCAGACGCGUGAUGUCAGAAUGCCUGCACAGAUUUUUCUUUUUUGUAAAUGGAGCAGAAAUAUUCAUGUAAAAUUACAGAUAUUACAUAAAAACAACUGUAUUAUUACAAAAUGGUGUUCGCAGUAAUACCUGGUUCGGAUUCCUACCCAGGAAUUUAUGCUUUGUGUGGUCCCAGUACCUCCAAAAGUUAAAGUUAUUUCUAAACUGUUCCCUGAAUAGCUUUCCAGGAUUAUUAAAUAUUAAUUCAAAUGUAUAAUUAUGCGCCAAUUUUCGUUAGAAAUUCUCAGAUUUAUCUUGAUAAACUGCAAAAAUAAUUAUUGUCAUGUGUUGUAUAACGUUACAAUAUCAUUAUUGUACUACUACAAACUAUUUAUUCGCAACUGGUUUCAAAAUGAGUCUUUUUAAGAAGUACCGAUUUUUUUCCCUGUGCGUUUAAUUUCAUCGUUGGGUUCGCGUGUGCGUUAAUAUAUUGUCCUUGAGCGCACGCACGGUGAUUCCAACCACUCUGUUCACUGGUUGCUUUCAAAUUAUUUCCAUUGGUUGGAAAUUAAAAAAAAAUUAAGAUUUCGGGGGAGGGCAUUAUCCUCCUCCUCUCCCUCUCCCCGUCAUUCUUUGCUUACCUACGCCUGUGAGAUUGUCGGUGGGUUGUCCAGAUUAUCAGUUUAGUAUCAUCGUUGGAUUCCUCCGCCUGUCGCUGUGCUAUUCAAGGUUGUUGUCUGUCUGUAUUUGCCGUUUUUGUUGCUACUGUUUUGCUUGUCAGCCCAUUGUGUUCGUCUAUGUUGUGAGCUGUGAUAUUGCUCUAAUUCCUUCUCUGUGCUGUCUAUUCAUUUGACAUCGGCUGAUUUCUAUGUUUUUUGUUUUCUGUGUGUUUGUGUAUUCAUCUUUCUUUAUGCGUUUGUCGGUUUUUCUCGAAUACAUACAAUGCAAACUAGCAAUGAUGUAUGUUCAAAAUAAUGAUUUAAAUCAAUCUUACCCAUUGCAAUAAUCAUUCAAAGAACAUAUUGUCAUGGAAUGCUUAGAUAUCUGGGAUUGUUGUUUUUAAUGAUUCACAGCCAGAGUUCUAGAAUGGAUCAUGAUAUUGAUAAUGAUCCAUCCAACCAAUCACCAUUAGUUGAAUCGCUGAAUAUCACGACGUAUGUGGAGUGAACGGCAACGACGAUCCAUAUUUACGAAAUGAUCUUAAUAAAUUUGUAGAGAUGAGCGUGACAUUUGUAGUGUUCUGAGCGGAGUACAAAGAAUACGAAUGUUCUCCUGCUGUAUUUACGAGUCAUCAAGAGUUGUCUCGCGUCAAUAUUCGUAAAUACCUAUAUAUACGUAUAUUCCUUUAUGAGAUGAAAUAAAUAUAUGAUAUCAAUUCUAGUUCCCAUAUUCAACGUAUUUCUUUACUGAGAAGUGAAUGCAGGCAUAAAUAAGAAGCUAUGUGUGCGGACAGUGAAAUAUAAAUGACAAGGUGAAUGUCAGCGAACUACCGGCGCUGCCAGAGUGACAUGUUCACACGCGUGAUCGGUCACACAUCACGUUUCACUCAAAAAACAGUUUGUGGAGUUUCAACUCCCAUUCGGUUUUAUUCUCAGGCAAGUUACACGUAGAUGCGAAACAAUCAUUUUAAAACUACAUGGAGAAAAAAAAGACAGCGCGACAUUUAUCUGUUGACUUAUCUGUUACAAGCACUAGUUCACUGGGGUGAUAAGUGUAAGUCGUGAAGUUAAACGCCUUAUCUGUGUUGAUUCUCGCGCGACCGUGCAACAAGUUUAACUGUAAAUGUACUCGAACAAGUUCAUGUGAGGUAGUUAGGCGGUUAUUGCAGUCAGAGGCUUAGCCUGGUGAGUGAGUGUACGCAGAGUUUCAUUUGGGGGAGGAAGUGACAAAACCUUUUUGCUUGCUGUUUGCGUUCAAAUUAUUAUACAUCUUAUAUAACUAUAAUAGAUUUUUAUUAUUUUUUUAGGAUUUUGGGGAUAUAUCCCCCCUCACAAUCACCAUCCCUGUAUAAAGUGACAGUACAGCUCUAAAAAUAGUAAUCAUUACUUCACACUUCCGUAGGACAUAGGCUUGUGCGGGAUUCAGUAGUGAGCCAGACUACGAAGAUAUACCCUAUUCCCUUUUUGACAGGAAUUUCCGACAGGAAUAUGAAUGUCUUUAAUCUUGGGUUUGGUGUCACUUCGGCUGAGGAUUCGACACCUCUUAAAAUUCGUAAACUAUGAAAGCUACAGAGAUGAAGUAAAUAUAGCUUACAAUUAGUAGAGCAGAAUUUUCUCGUUUGCGUUACGUAUGAAUCACGCGGUUAAUAUUUGCAGUGAUGACGUAACGAGCGUUGCUGGAUAGCGUCUAACUUAAGUCAGUGAGAGCUAUGUAACUCAGAAAGUAAUGGACCAUUUGCGUCUUUAAACUUUAAUUUGCUUGUGAGUGAGCGCUGAGCGGGGAUAGUUAAGUGGAAUAACUAUAAAGUUACUAACUUUGGUUUUGUAGACAUUAUACGCAAAAUGCCUAAGGGAAAACGGGUUACGUUGAAAGAAAAGAAAGAAAACAAGCGAAAUCGCCCGAGCGGAAGCAAUUACAAAUGCAGAGAAGUGCCGUAGGUACUGAAUGAGGUAAAAAGUAGCCGAGAUAAAUGAGCCAGUGGGCAAAACGAGCCCCUGUAGUCCAAAAUACAGGCUACCCAGAAUUUUUUUUUUCCAGAGGUAUGAAAAUGUUGUCCUUCAAACCGCUAUCUUUAUCCAGCCCCUACAUAAAAUUCUCGUCUACUCUACAACAGUCCAGGCCUGUGGGUAGCCCAUGUCCUUGUCCGAAUACACUAAAACUAUAAGCAACUGUUAGCUUCAGUUAACUAAAGCGCGCAACAAGUAGGAACAGAGUGUUGGGAAGUCCAUCGCACCACUCACACUGUAUAUGUGUAGUCGCAACUCAGCAAGUCCCCGCUGGCUGACAGCUACCCGCAGCAGCGACCAGACCCGUGCGAACUCGCGGAGGUACAGGUUGUGACUGAAGAGCUGCUGUCUGCUCCGCCCUUUGUUGCCUGUUGUUUCAGGCCAUUGUGGUCUCUUUCUGGGUGCUGUAUGUGUGUCGCUUUAUAUGUUCAUUAUCGUGUGACACAUGUCGUUCAAUGGAUCAUGUCAAUCCCAAUUCCUACAACGGUCCACUCUUUCGCAAAGUCAACAAAUAUGUGCAUUUUGUCUGCAAAGUGACAAGGGCACGCCCUGAAGAGUGGUUCGUGAUUGGUUUAUUGGCUGUGCGCUGACGAAUGUAGCCAGGACAACAACAGCAGAGGCAAGCAAGCACCUUCGCGCGGCUACUAUCGCCGGUCUCAGCUGCACACGAGGCCUGGCGUGUGGUCGUCCUAUUGUGCUUGUUGUGGGGACUGGGGACUGGGGACUGGGGACUGGGGACUGGGGACAGGGGACUGGGGCUGCGAGAGCUCGGGCUAUCAGGGACUGCGUGUGAACAGGGCGGGGCAGGAGGCAAAAGCGACGCCACUUCAGGCGGUGAUCGAUAGUUGCCUCUCACGUAGAGGCGCGCGGCGGUCAUGUCGCAGCGAGGCUGGCAGCGCGCCACCACACACCACACCACCACGCCACCACCCCACCACACACCACGCCACCACGCCACCACACCACCACACACCACACCUCAGCCACUGUGGCACAGCUCGAGACUGCAAUGUUGCUCUCUGAGUUUUCUCAAGUGAGAGUUAGAGGGUCAUGAACCCAUAGGGAAGGGGUUUUGCAAUCAAAGUGUAUGAAAAAUAAUAUAAAUUAAUUGAUCUGUUAGUAAUAAGAACUUCGCUUAAAUAAAAAGACAGCUUAGGUACUACCGUGAUGCAUAACAUACUUCCGUCUAUAACCACCGUAAAGAACAUAACAAACCAAAUUUCGUCUGCCACUGUCAUGGCCGCUCCUAAACACUACCUUACUCACAAAAGUUGUGUUUAACUUUACACUUUUUGAAUUAGUUAUUUCAUAAUAAUAACUUAUCAAUUCUUUCUAGAUCAGCUUUUUUUUUUUAAUUUAAAUUCGUAGGCUAACUUUGAUGGGCACGUGAUAGGCUAUAUUUUAUAAUUUUUAUUAAAAAUAAAAGUAACAUAGGAAAAUAAUAAUUGAUAUCAAUGUUGAAUAAAGUUAUUUUCCCUUCCCUGCAAAGAAACAAAAAAAAACGCAGAUGUGUGUAUUCAAAGGCGCGGUUGUUGUCGAUGUUACAAACGCGAGUGUAGGCCUAAUGCACUGGCAGCACGUUGCAGCGCUAGUUUCAUCCCAGCUUGUUUGACUGGCGUAGUUGCAGUCUAUCGUGCGAGAUCCCGCCUAGAGAGGCGCUAUCUCCCGGCGCAGCGAGGCGGAGAUAAACUGCUAUCUACAGUUGCAACACCGCGGGUCACUUCCCUGAUGCGAGAGCACCUUCAGGCUUGCCAAAAUUCUCCUAACGUCGGCGCGCGGCGUUUCAAAACUGAGUGAAAACUAGUACUUUUUUUUUUUCAUUUAUAUAGUUUUUUUUAAUUUAAUUAUUACUAGCUACCUAUAGUUUCCUGUGCGAGAACCUAACACACGAUACUUCAGCCGAGCUCUGGGCGUCGCGGAUGUGAACUGUCACGUCUGUUACAAGUGCCACACAGAAAGCUGCACGUGGCACGCUAGAGGAACCCUCACGUGCCGCGUGCAGGCCCUGGAGCGGGUAGGCUAUGUAUAGCUGGGCGACUGUCUCCUGGUCCCAUCCCCACCUCACAGCUACGAGCAGACAUGCCGCCAUGCUACCUCCUGGUGGUGUAGUGGUGUACGAGCGCACACGGAGCGGCGGCCCAUUAGCGCGCAGGAAGCGGCGAUGACAUAACCUCGCGGUGCUAAUAAUACCGCUGUGUCAGAGGCGCUGGUUGGUGGAGCGGCGGUCUUCCAUGGCUCACACCGGAGCCCCUGGCCUCCAGACUCGCCUGGCUGCUACCUGCUGCAGUCUGUCCGACCCUCAACGUAGAUGCUUGAUGAUGUCGGAGAGCGAGCCGCAGCAGGACGGCGAGGUCUCCCAGGGCUCCGCCCCCGGCACGCCGGCCUCAGACAGGGCUGCAUCGCCCUCCUUCAAGGCGCAGUUCCGCGCCUUCUCCAAGUUCGGCGACCCCAAGUCCGACGGCCGCCACAUCACGCUGUCGCAGAGCGACAAGUGGAUGAAGCAGGCCAAGGUCAUCGACGGCAAGACCGUCACCACCACCGACACCGGCAUCUACUUCAAGAAGUUCAAGGUCAUGAAGAUGGCGCCGGAAGACUACGACAAGUAUCUGGCAGACCUCGCCAAGAACAAGCGGCUGGAGCUGCAGGACGUGAAGAAGAAGCUGGCGUCGUGCGGCGCGCCGGGGCUCACCUCCAACUCGCCGGCGGGCAAGGCAGCGGCCGCCGUGGACCGCCUCACGGACGCCGCCAGGUACACGGGCUCGCACAAGCAGCGCUUCGACGACAGCGGCAAGGGCCGGGGCAUCGCCGGCAGGAAGGACCUGCCCGACGACUCUGGCUACGUGCAGGGCUACCAGAACAAGGACUCCUACAAGAACCAGUAGCCGCGCCAUCUGCAGACUGCGGGCCGUGCUGGAAGGGUCGCGGCCAGCCGGGGCGAGUCGAGGCGGCGGCAGUUACUGUUUGUCCUCGAUGCACUUCCUCUAAGCCAGUUGCAUUUGUUUCCUUGUUGCGACUGAAUUAACCACAAACGUUACGAUUAUUUUUUUUUCCCAGCAUAAAUAGUGUGAGAAUUUAUAUUGUUAAGCUCACUAUCUUGACGCAAAAAAAAAUUAAAUUGUUAUAUAGUCAUCCCUGACAAUGGCGCAAACCUGAUUGCGUACAAGCUACACGGUGGUGGAAUUCUGCCUUCUGCCUUCUGCCGUAAGACGGACUUAGAGUCGUGGUCUUGGCGCGGGAUGUAGUGCAGGAGGCUAGACUCCGCAGUCGCGCACACGGCCCCUGGCUCGCGCUGUGUCCAGUGUGGACAGAGACUGGGCAGCCCCUCGCUGGCAGCUGUCCUUGGAGGACUUUGUUGUGGUUUCAUGUCAAACUUGGAAACCUAACAUCCUCAGCCCGCAGUUUCACUUGCCAACUGCAGCUCACAGUGAUUGCCGCAAUUGUUUCAGUCUCAGGAAUCACUGAUAUUAAAUAACUCACAUCUUUGAUGAUAUUAUAAUGAUGGUAAAUUAUUUAUUGGUAUACUCCCUACCAUUCUUCUUCCAAAACUAUUAUCGAAUAGAAGUAAUUUGGAAUAUUUAUAAAAUUAAAAAUGGUAACUAACUCUCCUCCAUAAAUCGUACGUACUUAAAUAUGUAAAUAUUAUUAUUUUAAUAUUGCCCUAUUUGUGUGGAUUCUGAGAAUACUCCUUGUGAUGUUGUGCUUUUAAGUGAUUUAGUUAUGCUUUUUACGGUAGUUUUCUGUCUUGAAUACUGUUUGUUAAGACUCCUCUUCUGCUUUAUACAAACUGUACUUUGAAGUGUUCGUCUCCAUGUCAAAGGCUCUGCUGACUCACAGUGGUAACAGUUUGGAGAUGAGCAACGAAGGGCUUUAUCAGGAAGUUGCUCAAUUCACCACAUGCAAUAACGAUGUAUAACUUUUAUGGUCUUAGGUUGCUUGCAGAAGUAAUAUAUACCUUAAACAAUAAAUUAUUCUAUCCGCUGAUGCGCAUUGGAGUAAAUACCUUCAGAAACUCAACACUUUGAUAUGUCGGCAAUCUUUCUGAGUUUAGUUUACGUUUUACUAACUGGGUUUAGCUUUCUAGCAACAGUCGUGUUCCAGCAGGCACGGCAAGUGACUAAUUAACUCCGCAGUUUGUUGCUGCCGACACUAUGCUGUCACGUUGAUGUGCUACUGUUGCGAGCAUAGACUCCAUGCAGCACGAAUACCACCCGAGCUCACUGGGCCGAAGUUGCUCUCUGUACUUUCAACGUUUCUUUACUUCGUGAGAUCAAAACCGCAUUUUUAUUUAAAUAACAAGUCAUAGACGGAAAAAAAUAUAACAUUAUUCACCAUAUUAAUUAAAACUUAAUUGAACAAUAUUUUAAAAUCUAUUUAAAUAACUUAUUUUAAAGUAAAAUAUAGUUCUAGGUGGGAAAAUAAACUAAAGAGAUGCUGUUUAAGACAUUCCUGGUUGAUGAGUCACUUGUCUCACCUGUAUUUAGUUUUACCUAUGGAAGCAUUUAACUUAAAUUUCAGGGAAAGUAUUAAAACUAUAAUUCAGGAAAACUACUUUGUGAUUUUUUUCAGUCGACUUACAUAUUUUAUGAGCAUUAAUUAUCUAUUAGUUUAAAAAAAUUCCAUUACAAUUUGUUUGUAGAAUAUUUAUAAAGUUAACUAUUUCUGAAAAAAACAUUUCUUUUAAAUUAUAUUGAAACUUUAAAUUAUAAAUUAAUUUGUUUUUUGCUUACGACUCCGAGCCCAUCACCUGACAAUGUCACGUGACGCUAGUAAACAAGCGGGUAGUAAGAGUAUACUCAGCUUCUCCAAUCUUGGAUUUAAUAUAAGAACUCAAUCGUAGACGAAGUAGGCUUACCUAUUUAUAGCAGAGGGUAACUUUUACUGUCAUACUGGCAGCAUUUACUGCUAUGUCUUAUAUCAAUCUGGCUCAGAAACUGUCCCCAGUUCGUUAUAUACACGUAGCACGCACAAACAAUAAUAAUACAAAACGCUAACGUUCACACCCGUGAUUUUUUUUUCCUGACAUCACAAGACUUAUUUUGUUAGACCUACUCUUGCUAACCCAUCUUUGAAUGCAUGUUUUGCUCUAACAUAACUAAAAUACAAAUAUUUUAUUUUUGCCCCUUGGGACACUUUUGUUUACAAAGCGUUAAGCAUAUGUGCCUGGUUCAUAUUGUUCACUGAAUUUGUAUAAUAUAGCCGGUGAUUUCGUCAUUUGUAUCAUUUAACAAAACAAAAAAAUGUGCACAACACUAGAAAAUCAACAUCGUUCGUAAUAAAUAAACAGCAUAUUUUUUCAUGGACUUUGUAACGCAAUGUUAAAGUGUCAGUAGCUUUCAGAGCCUCCAUGUGUUCAGAAUGGAUCUCACGCCUUACUUCUUCCAUUUUUGUUAUAAGUUUUUUGUGAAGUGUUGUAAAACUUAUUUCAAUAAACGUUUUGAGAUUUUGCACGA